This is a messenger RNA of Larimichthys crocea (large yellow croaker), 1767 nucleotides long. It is a transcript of the gene dnaaf11, whose product is annotated as dynein axonemal assembly factor 11. The record is from RefSeq and is a predicted model, not a curated record. The coding region runs from base 110 to 1570 and encodes 486 amino acids. The transcript is spliced from 12 exons. Gene Ontology annotation, cellular component: cytoplasm. Lineage: Eukaryota; Metazoa; Chordata; Actinopteri; Sciaenidae. Gene Ontology annotation, biological process: outer dynein arm assembly. Gene Ontology annotation, molecular function: protein binding.
UCUGUUUGCUGUGGAGCAGACCCCUGGUUGGAGUUGUGGUAUUUCCCACAACAUGUGAACGCAGCACCGGGUCGGUUUCCACGGCAACAGCGGACAACACAGGAGGAAGAUGGUGUACAUCACAGAGGACUUGCUCCGCAGACGGGCCGAGCACAACGAGUGUGAGAUCUUCUCCCUGGAGGAAGUGUCUCUGCACCAGCAGGACGUGGAGAGGAUCGAGCACAUCGACAGGUGGUGCAGAGACCUGAAGAUCCUCUACCUGCAGAACAACCUCAUCCCCAGGAUAGAGAAUCUCAGCCGCCUGAAGAAGCUGCAGUAUUUGAAUCUGGCCUUGAACAACAUUGAAGUCAUUGAAAACCUUGAAGGCUGUGAGAGUCUCCAGAAGUUGGACCUGACGGUGAACUUUGUGGGCCGUCUGAGCAGCGUGGACUCUCUGAAACACAACAUCCACCUGACGGAGCUGUUUCUGGUGGGGAACCCGUGCACCGAGUUCGAGGGCUACAGGCAGUAUGUGGUGACCGCUCUGCCUCAGCUCAAGUGUCUGGACGGGACGGAGAUCAGCCGCUCUGAGAGGAUUCGAGCCUCUCAGGGACUGGAGGAGGUGAAGAGGCGAGUGUGGGAGCAGGAGAAGGAGUACCUGAAGAGGAGAACCAGGGAGAAAGGGGAGGCACAGAGGAAGGCAGCAGGAGACGAGAAAGAGGAGGCACAGAGGGAGGCAGCAGGAGACGAGAAAGGAAACAAGGAGAGGAAACCAGGCAGCGACACAACUCCAGUGUUGGAGGAGGACAAGGAGAACCAGGAGGUGGAGGAGAACAAGGAGAACCAGGAGGUGGAGGAGGACAUGAAGCUGAUGAGCUCUGAUGAAGAGCGGCGGGAGAGGGAGUUCUGGCACACGCCGAGUCCGUUCACCCCCGAGUCCCGUCUGGAGGCUCACCGCCACCUGGAGGAGAAGAGGAAGGCGAAGGAGAAGGAGACAGAGAAGAAGCCGAAGGCCCCGAGGACGCUGAUCACGGCUGAUGGACGAGUCAUGAACGUCAACGAGCCGAAGCUGGACUUCUCUCUGACCGAAGAUGAAGACAACAACACGGUCGUCUUGGACCUGUCGGUUUACAGACACAUGGACACCUCCCUGAUGGAUGUGGACGUUCAGCCAACGUACGCCAGAGUCAGCGUCAAAGGAAAGAUAUUUCAGAUCGUCCUGCCGGCUGAAGUGAAGCCCGACAGCUCGACGGCUCAGAGGUCCCAGACCACCGGACACCUGGUCCUCACCAUGCCCCGGGCCGGAGGUGAAAUCAAAGUGACAAAGACCGUCCCACGUCCACGCAGAGCGCGUCAGGACGGACGCAGCAGCUCACCUGAGGACAGUAAAAGAAAUAAAAAUGUUCCUGAGAGGUUGGAAGUCGACCCCAGCAAACACACAACCAUCGACCUCGCCAACAUCGUACCACGCCAGAGGAGCUCUGCAGAAGGUCCUCUAGAGACCUCCAGGGUGGAUCCACCUACAACCACAGGUCACAGCAGAACCUCUGAAGAGUUUGUGGACGACCCAGAUGUCCCCCCACUGAUAUGAGACCUUAAGAAAUAAGACUGACCACUGAGGACGGACUCUGAAUCUGAAUCAGACCGUCCUACCAAAACAAAAUCCAGUGAGACAGUGUUAACACCAACAUUAAUCCUGACAUGUUCCUGUUAAAUAUUAUUUCAUGUAGUGAUCUGUUGUCCUUCAUAUCAACCAAAGAGUACUAACAGUUUUAAAUUAAACAUGUG